UCAGCUGUGUGCCAUCUCUAGCUGUAAAAAUGUCAGCGGCACGUUUAUACGGAGGUUUUCGCCUAUUUUCCUCAAGCGCCGUGCAGCGCAAUGCCGUCGGUGGCAAGAGCCUGGUGGAGGCCGUGGCGGUGACCAGGAGUGGCCGCACCAUUGUGGCUUGGCACCCGGACACGCCCCAUCCCUACGAGAACACCCAGCCGCUGCCGAAGAUCGCUGAGAUUCAGAGCUCGGCGGUGGUCAAGGAAUCGGCGCUGAAGACGGCGAUGCAGGCCUUCAAGAGCAAGCAUCCCGAGGUGGCGCGCCAGGAGCUGAUGCAGCUGACGCACACGACCAAGCACCGGUGGUUUCCACGUGCCCGCGACAGGAAGGCCAAGCAGACGCCGAUGGACCGGCCGUAUCUGUAGCUUUCCCCAACCAGUGCAUUGCAUAAUGUUCAAAUAAAUUCGUUCUCGUUUAAUCCAUA
Drosophila suzukii is the source of this 463-nucleotide messenger RNA. RefSeq names its product mitochondrial ribosomal protein L42 (gene mRpL42). Lineage: Eukaryota; Metazoa; Arthropoda; Insecta; Diptera; Drosophilidae. The record is from RefSeq and is a predicted model, not a curated record. Gene Ontology annotation, cellular component: mitochondrial large ribosomal subunit.